This is a messenger RNA of Homo sapiens (human), 1149 nucleotides long. RefSeq names its product forkhead box R1 (gene FOXR1). The transcript is spliced from 5 exons. The record is from RefSeq and is a predicted model, not a curated record. Gene Ontology annotation, biological process: regulation of DNA-templated transcription; negative regulation of transcription by RNA polymerase II. Gene Ontology annotation, molecular function: DNA-binding transcription factor activity; sequence-specific DNA binding. Bases 172 to 1065 code for a protein of 297 amino acids. Gene Ontology annotation, cellular component: perinuclear region of cytoplasm; nucleus; cytoplasm. Lineage: Eukaryota; Metazoa; Chordata; Mammalia; Primates; Hominidae.
GCAUUUGAGAAGGCGCCUGUGAGGGUCGCUCCUCAGCCGCCGCGCUCCCACUCCGCGUCCCCACUCCGCGCCGCCGCGCCUCUGCCAGCCCCGAAGGUGGACGUGAAGCUCCAACACCUCGACUUCUGGGCCCGCCUCCAUGGCCAGGUCCCGGGACUGCUGGACUGGGACAUGGGGAACGAGCUCUUUCUGGCCUUCACCACAUCUCACCUCCCCUUAGCGGAGCAGAAACUUGCCAGGUAUAAACUCCGAAUUGUUAAGCCACCAAAAUUACCCCUAGAGAAAAAACCCAACCCUGAUAAGGAUGGUCCAGAUUAUGAGCCCAACCUCUGGAUGUGGGUAAAUCCCAACAUUGUGUAUCCCCCUGGAAAGCUGGAGGUCUCAGGACGUAGGAAGAGGGAGGACCUGACAAGCACACUCCCCUCCUCUCAGCCACCCCAGAAGGAGGAAGAUGCCAGCUGCUCAGAGGCCGCAGGGGUGGAAUCACUGUCCCAGUCCUCCAGCAAGCGGUCUCCCCCUCGGAAGCGGUUUGCCUUUUCCCCCAGCACCUGGGAGCUCACAGAAGAGGAGGAGGCUGAGGACCAGGAAGACAGCUCCUCUAUGGCUCUCCCAUCCCCUCACAAAAGGGCCCCCCUCCAGAGUCGGAGGCUUCGGCAAGCCAGCAGCCAGGCGGGGAGGCUCUGGUCCCGGCCCCCUCUCAAUUACUUCCACCUAAUUGCCCUGGCAUUAAGAAACAGUUCCCCCUGUGGCCUCAACGUGCAACAGAUCUACAGUUUCACUCGAAAGCACUUCCCCUUUUUCCGGACGGCCCCGGAAGGCUGGAAGAAUACUGUCCGUCACAAUCUCUGUUUUCGAGACAGCUUUGAGAAAGUGCCUGUCAGCAUGCAGGGCGGGGCCAGCACACGGCCUCGAUCUUGCCUCUGGAAGUUGACCGAGGAGGGACACCGCCGCUUUGCGGAGGAGGCCCGCGCCUUGGCUUCCACUCGGCUAGAAAGUAUCCAACAGUGCAUGAGCCAGCCAGGUGUGAAGACUUGUUGUGCGUGGGCCCAAGGGGAAGAGACCUGAGGAUCCUGACCCAAGGCCAAGUGUGGAAGCCUGGGUCACACCGUGGGGGUGGGGGAAUGCAUCUUCUAUAGGAAACAGGGAGAU